Messenger RNA from Entrophospora candida, 205 nucleotides. The record is from the annotation of a GenBank genome assembly. Lineage: Eukaryota; Fungi; Glomeromycota; Glomeromycetes; Entrophosporales; Entrophosporaceae.
GAUACUCUCUCACUUCUUGAAAUCUUUGAACAAGCCACAAACCACCUUUCAGCAUCAUCAUAUCCAACUAUGGGUGAUGUUCAUCUUAUCUUUAAAAGCAUCCAGGUGUAUCUGCAAAAAGAAAUAGGAAGAGAAGGCUUCACACAGAGUGAAAUGGCGGCAUCAAUAUUUCAAAAAAUUGAAGAGUAUUGGCAAAUUAUGAAUA